AUGGUGCCAAGAUACUCCAAGAUGGAAUUUUCCACUUAUGAUGGUGUUGGUGAUCCUUUAGGAUGGUUAAAAAGAUGCGAAAAUUUUUUUGGCAAUCAGCGGACCAACGAAGAAGACAAAGUCAACUUAGCUUCAUUCCAUCUCUUAGGAGAAGCACAAUUGUGGUUUGAUCAAAUCGAGGAAGAGGAGGCAAAUCUGGAUUGGGAGCGCUUUAGAGAGUGUUGUCAUGUCAGGACUACUGAUCUUAAACCUCGACAACAAGUAAACCUUUUUACUGCCGGAUUAGUAGAGGAACUUAGAAUUGAUAUCGAGAUGCAACAACCGGAAACCUUGGAGUUGCAAUGA
Messenger RNA from Gossypium arboreum, 345 nucleotides. RefSeq lists its product as uncharacterized. The record is from RefSeq and is a predicted model, not a curated record. The transcript has 2 exons. Bases 1 to 345 code for a protein of 114 amino acids. Lineage: Eukaryota; Viridiplantae; Streptophyta; Magnoliopsida; Malvales; Malvaceae.